Molecule: messenger RNA, 2030 nt
Organism: Centropristis striata (black sea bass)
Lineage: Eukaryota; Metazoa; Chordata; Actinopteri; Perciformes; Serranidae
Gene: brd7
Product: bromodomain containing 7
Exons: 17
Coding region: 73-1923 (616 amino acids)
Biological process (GO): regulation of transcription by RNA polymerase II
Cellular component (GO): nucleus
Source: RefSeq, a predicted model, not a curated record
UCUGCGCAGUAGAGCUUCCGCCAGCGGAGAUCAGAGAGCGCAACCAGCCGGUACCAGAUCUAAAUACAAACAAUGGGCAAGAAGCACAAAAAGCACAAGUCCGAAAAACAUGGAUAUGAAGAGUACGGAGAGAGACCGCUGAAGCUGGUGUUGAAAGUGUCUGGGAACGAAGUGACGACGGGAAGCUCGAGUCUGGACACUUUUUAUGACGAACAGCCGGCGGACUAUGACAAACCAAAGGAAAAGAAGAAGAAAAAGAAGAAGGAUAAAGAGAGGAGCUUUGGGUCACCAGAGGACGACAGAGGAAAGAAAAAGAUGACAAAGAAGAAGAAAGGACAGGAUGCAGAUGGAGAUGAUGAACAAAGCAGAACUCCUAUACGCUCCGAGCUGGAUAAACUGGAAGAAAAAGAACAAACUCCUCUGCAGGAAGCUUUGAACCAGCUCAUCAGGCAGCUCCAAAGGAAAGAUCCAAGUGCAUUCUUUUCAUUUCCGGUGACGGACCUCAUUGCUCCUGGCUACUCUGCUAUUAUCAGACGGCCUAUGGACUUCAGCACAAUGAAGGACAAAGUGAAAAAAGAGUACUAUCAGUCGUUGGAUGAACUCAAGGUGGACUUCAGGAUUAUGUGUGAAAAUGCCAUGAUUUACAACAAACCGGAGACGAUUUACCAUAAAGCAGCUCGAAAACUGUUGCACUCUGGGAUGAAGAUCUUGAGCCAGGAAAGAGUAGAGAGCCUGAAGCAGAGCAUAGAGUUCAUGUCUGGCCUCGACCCUUCUGCCAAACUGCCGGGAAAGACUGAGGACCAAGGAGGCUCCAGCCUGGACCAGAACCGAGAGGGACCCUCAACCACAGACACCAGCGAGAGAUCCCAGACACCCAGCACACCCAGACAGGACAAGGACUCCAAGGACGAGGCAGCAAAGAUAGAGAAAGAGCUCGAGGAAAUCCGCAAGGUCAUCGAGGAGUCUGGAGGAAAACUGUCCAACAGAGUGCUGCAGUGUGAUUUUGAGUUUGGAAGGCGGAAGUCUGACGGCUCCACCACUCUGGCCAUCCUCAACCCAGCAGAUCCAUCAGCAGGAGAUGCUGGUUACUGUCCUGUGAAACUGGGCAUGAUGUCCAAUCGGCUGCAGAGCGGCGUGAACACCCUGCAAGGCUUCAGGGAGGACAAGAGGAACAGGAUUACUCCAGUGUCCUACGUCAACUACGGGCCGUUCACCUCCUACGCUCCCACGUACGACUCCAGCUUCGCCAACAUCAGCAAGGAGGAUUCUGACCUUAUCUACUGUGACUAUGGCGAGGAGUCCAGUCCUCAGGGCUCAGACAGCUUGUCAGAGUUCCUGGCCAAAUCAGACGAGUAUGUGUACAAACUGGCAGACAAUGUUCUGGAUGCGUUGACGAACGGAGAACAUUCAAAAACCCUGAAGGACACUGAGCCAGUGAAGGCGACAACAAAUACACAAGAGGACCAGGUUGACAUGACGGUAGCCGAACCCGAAGCAACCAACUCCAACAGGCUGGACUUCCUGCGCUCUGCUGCCCACCUGCAAGGGGCUGAGGAGCUCUCUGGGGAGGCCCUGCACUUUCAGAAGAAAUUGGACGAGACUACAAAGCUCCUGCGUGACUUGCAGGAAGCACAGAAGGAGCGUCUGAGCGCCAAGCAACCACCUAACAUGAUUUGCUUGCUGGCCCCGACUGCCAAGGAGCUGGAGCUGGCUGAGAAGGUAACCGGGAACUUGGCUGAGCUGACGGGUCAGGUGGCCCCGUGUGACGUCAGCAGUGUGUACGGCAUCAGGAAGGCCAUGGGCAUCGCUCUGCCUCCAGAACCACCUGGGCCCUUUAUUGACCUCACUACAGUGCAGGAGAUGGCUGAACCAAUGGAGACCUUGCCCAGUUGUCAGGAUACAGCUCCAGCCAUCGCUGUAUAAUGAAAUUCCAACCAUCGUUACAGUUUAAUAAGUUAAGUUUUGUACGAAAGGUGCUUUUUGUGUGACAUUUGUAUGCAUUUCAUUCAAUAAAACUUUUUUUAUAUAAA